UUUGUGUGUCAACUUCUCAUCUAUGCCAUGGGAACGAGUGGCACAGAUCUGCUUCUUGUCACAGACAAAGGUAUCUCCCUGUACAACACAACAACAGGAGAUAUCAGGAAACUCAUGUUGGAAAACGAGCUGAUGAUCAAAGAAGUGGAUUUCCACUACAGACGGAACGAAGUGUAUGGCCUUACUAGGAGACAGAUCAUCAAAUGUCCAUUGUCAAACGCACAAAGCUACACGUACAAACCAGUGGUGUACAGCGAAGACGAGUACAACUUUAUGUCAAUGGCCAUAGAUUGGGUGAACGACAGACUCUAUUGGACAGCUGGUCCAGUGUUUAUGAUUCACAAGACUACACUCAAUGGAUCAGAUCAUAGAGUCGUCUUUAGAGGAUACUACAUAGAGAACUUCCACAGGAAACUGCUAGUGGACCCUUACGCUAAGUUACUUAUUUGGGCCGCCUCCAGCACCAUCUACAGAAGCGACCUGGACGGCCAAGACCUCCAAGAGAUUCGGUACCCAGAGGUCCUAGGCAAUGUGAGAGCCAUCGUCCGCAACCUGGCCCUAGAUGUUACCAGAGGCCGCCUCUACUUCCUGGCGGGCUUCGAGGACGACGACGUCUGGCUACUGAUGUCAGGGAGGUACGAUGGGUCGGAGUUCCGCAGACAUGACUCUGUCUCUAGAUUUACUUACUCACUGACAGCACUUGGCGAUGACAUUUACUGGGUGUCUAAGGAGUUUGGAGAAGCUAAGGACCACGCAAGGGACCACACCAAAAGACCUCACACCAUCGUCCUGUACAAAGCCUCUGCUCUAGUCGUCGGUUCUCAGCAGAAGAUACUAGACCUGCAAACAGGGGCAGUUUGGAGUAUGAAGAUAUGUGACGCAGAGUCUCAAGGUCUAUUGUUAUCAAGUGCUUGAAAAAUAGGAGACGAAAUUAAACAUGAAAGGUAAAACUGUUUGGAGUGAAAGGAUAACCGAAUUUCACUCUAAUUGCAUUACACUGUCAAGACUGUGGUCGUGUAAUUGUGUUUCUUGUCUUUACCUGGAAAUUCCGGAAAAACCAAACACAAAACCUAAGCUGAAUUAAAAAAUACCUAUGAAAAACUGUACAGUAUACUCAAAACUAUAAAGCCUUUAGUUUUGUUUCAGUUGUGUUAUACCAACGUUUUAUGUUGUGGAUAUGUUUACGUUAAAUAAACCCUAUCUACAUUACUUUACGUAUUAGGCCAUGUGACAUUGAAUUUAUGUAAAAUA
This is a messenger RNA of Macrosteles quadrilineatus (aster leafhopper), 1251 nucleotides long. Its product is annotated as low-density lipoprotein receptor-related protein 5-like. NCBI's taxonomy places the organism in Eukaryota, Metazoa, Arthropoda, Insecta, Hemiptera, Cicadellidae. The coding region runs from base 28 to 915 and encodes 295 amino acids. The record is from RefSeq and is a predicted model, not a curated record. The transcript has 6 exons.